Messenger RNA from Cucurbita pepo subsp. pepo (vegetable marrow), 1021 nucleotides. The record is from RefSeq and is a predicted model, not a curated record. NCBI's taxonomy places the organism in Eukaryota, Viridiplantae, Streptophyta, Magnoliopsida, Cucurbitales, Cucurbitaceae.
AUUGCAUCUGUGGUCAAAUUUGGUUAUCGGGAUGGGUUGUGAGUGUUCGAAGUUCGCAGAUUGUUGUUUUGGUUCAGAGGAAACCAAACCAGUUGCUAGUGUUCCAGAAGAUGAAAGUGUUGUGAAGAGCGAGUUGGAUGUGCCCACAUUUCGUGAGUUCACCAUUGAUCAAUUGAGGACGGCUACGUCUGGAUUUGCUGUUGAAAAUAUAGUAUCUGAACAUGGGGAAAAGGCUCCGAAUGUGGUUUACAAGGGGAAACUCGAUAACCAGAGACGAAUCGCCGUCAAAAGAUUUAAUAGAUCAGCCUGGCCAGAUGCUAGACAGUUUUUGGAGGAAGCAAGAGCUGUCGGUCAGCUUCGAAACCAUAGAUUGGCAAAUUUACUUGGCUGUUGCUUCGAGGGCGAGGAGCGGUUGCUUGUUGCAGAAUUUAUGCCCAAUGAAACAUUAGCAAAGCACUUAUUUCAUUGGGAAAAUCAGCCUAUGAAGUGGUCGAUGCGGUUAAGGGUGGCACUACAUCUUGCACAGGCUCUUGAAUAUUGCACCAGCAAAGGGCGAGCACUUUAUCACGAUCUAAAUGCUUACAGAAUUGUUUUUGAUGAUGAAGGGAACCCUCGACUUUCAUGUUUCGGUCUGAUGAAAAAUAGUAGAGAUGGGAGAAGUUACAGCACAAAUUUGGCAUUUACUCCCCCUGAAUAUUUAAGGACAGGUGGAAUAACACCAGAAAGUGUCAUAUACAGCUUUGGAACUCUUUUGCUUGAUCUUCUAAGUGGAAAACAUAUUCCUCCAAGCCAUGCUCUAGACCUCAUACGGGACAGGAAUCUUCAGAUGCUUACUGAUUCUUGUCUGGAAGGACAAUUCUCAAAUGAUGAGGGUACUGAAUUAGUGCGGCUUGCUUCACGCUGUUUACAAUAUGAACCUAGAGAGCGUCCCAAUACAAAAUCAUUAGUUGCGGCAUUGAUUCCUCUUCAGAAAGAUGUCGAGGUAACUUACCCCCCACCCGCUUAGUGCUUGCAUUUAUCA